Messenger RNA from Penicillium chermesinum, 747 nucleotides. RefSeq lists its product as uncharacterized. The record is from RefSeq and is a predicted model, not a curated record. The coding region runs from base 1 to 747 and encodes 248 amino acids. NCBI's taxonomy places the organism in Eukaryota, Fungi, Ascomycota, Eurotiomycetes, Eurotiales, Aspergillaceae. The transcript has a single exon.
AUGUCUCGAGUCCGAAUAUCUGGGACACCCGCCUCAGAGGAAGCUUCAGUCUCCAACGUGGGUGACACAAGCAGGCCGCGACGCGGUGUUACUUUGUCAUCCGCAGAGAGACGCACUUUGAUCACGCUCUGCCUAGAGAACAGGGACGGUCUUUCAUUUCAGAGCAUGAAGAAGUCAUUUUGGACUCAAAUGUCAGCUGGGCUUCAUGGUCUUACAGGCAGGACGUAUUCUUGGCAAUCGUGCCGCCGAUGUCUAUUGAAAUGGGAGUUGGCGCAUCCGAGUCCUGAGGGCAUUCCAACCCUCCUGAGCUCGAAUGACGACGCGCCCGGGGCUUCGCAACGUCCCAGAGACACAGGCCGAAUUGUAGUAAAUGAGAGAAACAGUGGCCUGGUUGAUACAAUCGGUGAAACUGCCGAGACUGAGGAUGACGGCCGUGAAUUGUCCGAGUCGCCAACGCGUUCAAGCUCAGAAGCAAAUGACGCUAAUGAUAUUCUCCCGAAAACUCCUAUUCAACCAAUUCGGCGUGACCUCAGCCGUCCUCAGUGCCAGAUGGUGGAGGGAGAAACAUGCGAACGUACUUGCGAGCAGAUGGAAACUACGAUGGACAAUUUCCGGUCUCAAAUUAAUUCUCUGUCCGACAUUCUCCCGAUGGACCCAGAGGAGAGAGAGAAUAUUCACCGGGCAUUUGAAUUACUCAACGAUCAAGUCCGUACAGCGUUGAAGAGGUAUCAAGGGGGAAUUGAUUGA